Molecule: messenger RNA, 915 nt
Organism: Letharia columbiana
Lineage: Eukaryota; Fungi; Ascomycota; Lecanoromycetes; Lecanorales; Parmeliaceae
Exons: 1
Coding region: 1-915 (304 amino acids)
Source: RefSeq, a predicted model, not a curated record
AUGUCUAAAAAAUCCCAUUUUACCACCGUGACCGCUCUCCCGGCCGGUAUCACUCGAGAAACAGUCCUGGAGACGCUUCACAAUCAUGUCGCAAUGAUCGAUUUGAAUCCCCUCGUGACGGAACGUCAUCCUAUCAAGCCUCCAUCAGAAGCCACUCCAGAGGAGUACCAUUGCCAAUGGUAUUCCGUCACUGACAAAGUCAACUAUCUACCAGGCGGUCUCUAUUCUGGCAGCGUCACAUUUAACGCCUGUUUCCACGAUCUGCCUGAUGGUCUACAGUCUCACAUCUACGCUCCAAUGGGGCUAAAUAUGAAAGGCAGAUGGACGCUAGGUGGAUCAUUACCAGGAGAGCCAAGACAAGCCGUCGAGAUCGGCUUGGGUGUGCCCAAAACAGGGCUGUGGCUACGAGAAGAUGUCGAAAUGAAAGUCAACGUUGUAAUGGGCGGCUUCGUGAAGAAGACGACGAAGAAGGCACAUUCGACAUUGGUUCGAAGGCUCGUGGAGAAAGCCCACAUCAUCGAUGCGGAAACACACAACACCGGGCUCGCUGAGCAGACGUUUCAAGAUUCUUACCCCCCGGACUACCAUUCUGGCGGUACUCCUGCAGCCGGAAUGCCAUAUCAAGGCAGGAGGUCAAUGCGUUCAGGAAGCGGAACCUGCUCCGAUGAUCAGAGCGUGGUGAGCGGUGGAUCUCACGAUCGAUACUCGUAUGCGAGCAACCCUCAAGUCGCCAACCCGUCUAAUUCGAGCUAUUCGGAUUACAGCCAGAGGCCAGACGCGAAGACGAGCACUUCGUACCCAGGUGUUGCACCGCUCUUUUCUCAACAAUCACAUCCGGCAAAUUUUGCGGUGGAGCUUCCUUCACAAAGGGAGAGCUCACCUAUGGAACUUGAUAGCACGCAACGUUAUCCGUGA